AUGGCAGAGCCGGAUCCAGAACGUGAACCAUUGAAGACGCUUUCCAGUUCUUCACCGGGCCAGGUGCACUACGUGUCGAUUCCCAUCAACAAGAACCGUCAACUGGCGGGCAGCAAUGAUUUCCAAAACUUUGGAGUGGGGUCCUCGGAUACACCAACGCAGUACCAUGGACAGGGCAUCAGAAGAAGGACCUCGAUUUUGGAUCAGCCGAUUGGUUCUUUCAAAGGUGUGAACUCGCUAAAUCGGUUCGCCACAUCGUUCCAAAGAGCUAAUUCGUUUAGAGCCAUUGACAUCCGCCCUGAUAGGGAACGGUCGUUCAUUGAUCCUGAUGGAGAAGAGUCUUACGACCCGAAUACAUUAGGGCCCUCUUACAAUGGUCGAAAGCUUUCCUUUGCGAUUACUGGGCCGGGACAAGUGUCUAUCAGGCCUUCCAUUGCGGAUUUGUAUGGAGCAGUGUCGAGGAAAAAUAGCGUGAUACAAAGUUCAGGAGGAUUUACGCCCUCAGGCGUCCUCGAGAACCCAAUUGACGAUUCUGACGGACUGCAAAGCGUGUUGUCCAACGACUCCACAGGACCUUAUCAUCUACCGGACUACAGUUUCCACGAUUCAGGGAACGCAUUGGGCCCCGAAGAGGACUCGAUUGUGUUGAAACAGGUAGAGACUCGGACCGGUAAAGUGAUCACCGUUAUUGCGGGUCAAUCCACCGGACCACAGACAAUCUUUAAUUCCAUCAAUGUGUUGAUUGGGAUCGGUCUUUUGGCUCUUCCGCUAGGACUCAGGCACGCAGGGUGGGUAUUGGGCUUACCACUGCUGGCCAUCUUCGCAUUCGCAACAUUCUGCACCGCGCAACUUCUAUCAAGAUGUCUAGACGCAGACCCAACUAUGACGACAUACGGUGACUUGGCAUUCGCUGCGUUUGGCCCAACCGGACGUGCCCUGAUCUCAUUUUUAUUCACUAUGGACUUACUCGGAUGUGGUGUCGCUCUUAUCAUUCUCUUCGGGGACUCAUUGAAUGCUCUAUUCCCUGAAUAUUCGGUCAACUUCUUCAAAAUUGUCGCAUUCUUUGUUGUCACCCCACCAGCAUUUUUACCAUUGAGCGUGUUGUCAAAUAUUUCGUUAUUGGGCAUUCUCUCCACCAUUGGAACCGCCAUAAUUAUCGUCUUCUGUGGUCUUGUUAAGCAAACUGCACCCGGCUCAUUGUUACAGCCAGAACCAACAUCGUUGUGGCCAAAAUCAUUCAAAGAAUUUUGCCUUUCUCUAGGAUUGUUGAGUGCUUGUUGGGGUGGCCACGCUAUUUUCCCAAAUCUUAAAUGUGAUAUGAGGCAUCCAGAGAAGUUCACAAGUUGUUUGAAAACAACUUACCGCAUAACAAUUUUCACAGAUAUCGGUAUCGCUAUUGUUGGAUUUUUGAUGUUCGGCGAUCAAGUUCUUAACGAAAUCACAAGAAGUGUGCUAUUAACUCCAGGAUAUCCUCCAUUUGUCUAUGCACUAAUUUCCGUACUUCUAUCUCUAAUCCCGCUGGCAAAGACACCACUAAACUCAAGACCAAUCGUGUCUAUCUUUGAUUCGAUGCUAAAUGUGGAACACAUUGACGAAAGUCUGCCAUCAUCGACAAAAUUAGUUAAAAAUUCUGUUAGAGCGUUUAACAGAAUUGCAGUGAACGCAGUAUUUGUCCUUAUUGCAAUCUUGUUGCCAGAAUUCGAUAAGAUCAUAGGAUUUCUUGGAGCUGCAUUGUGUUUCACCAUCUGUUUCAUUUUGCCUUGUUUGUUCUAUAAAAGAAUAUGCCACGAAACAAUCACCCCCUUGGAAACACAUUUAUGCAAUAUUUCAAUUGUAAUUAGUGCUGUACUAUCAGUUUUCGGUGUCUAUGCAUCUUUAACCUCUUGA
Molecule: messenger RNA, 1887 nt
Organism: Kluyveromyces marxianus DMKU3-1042
Lineage: Eukaryota; Fungi; Ascomycota; Saccharomycetes; Saccharomycetales; Saccharomycetaceae
Gene: AVT1
Product: Avt1p
Exons: 1
Coding region: 1-1887 (628 amino acids)
Biological process (GO): amino acid transmembrane transport
Cellular component (GO): vacuolar membrane
Molecular function (GO): amino acid transmembrane transporter activity
Source: RefSeq, a predicted model, not a curated record